AUGAAAGACAUUUUCGACAUAUAAAUGGCCGAAAUAUAAAUACUAGAAAAAAUAGAAAAUUAAUUUAUAGUAAAAUUAAGAUAUGCAUUUUAAUCACAAUCGAAAUUAUAUUUAGUUGUCGAUUUUAUGAAUGGUGGUGAUCUUUUUUAUCAUUUAAAAAAGCACGGCAAAUUUACAGAAAGAACAACAAAAUUUUAUGCAGCCUAAAUAGCAUUAGGAUUAGAGCAUUUGCACAGUAAUAAUAUUAUAUAUCGUGAUUUAAAAUCUGAAAAUGUUUUAUUGGAUUAAAAUGGAAAUGUUAAAUUGGCUGAUUUUGGACUUUCCAAAACAGAUGUUACUGAUCAAAUGCCUGGAUAUAGUAUUUGUGGUACUCCUGAAUAUUUAGCACCAGAGAUUAUAUUGAAAUAAGGACACAAUAAAGCUGUUGAUUGGUGGAGUUAUGGAGCUUUAGUAUAUGAAAUGUUAACUGGAACACCACCUUUUUAUUCAGGAAAUAAAAAAAAAAUGUUUAAUGAUAUAAUAACAAAAGAUAUUCCAAUGCCUAACUAUAUUUCUAAAGAUGCCUAAUUAUUUUUAAGAUAGCUUUUAGUUGUAAAUAUUUGA
Ichthyophthirius multifiliis is the source of this 603-nucleotide messenger RNA. Its product is annotated as protein kinase domain protein. The record is from RefSeq and is a predicted model, not a curated record. Gene Ontology annotation, molecular function: ATP binding; protein serine/threonine kinase activity. Lineage: Eukaryota; Ciliophora; Oligohymenophorea; Hymenostomatida. Gene Ontology annotation, biological process: protein phosphorylation. The transcript has 5 exons.